UCCCCUGGGUUCUUACCAUGUAUUAAAUUUUGUAACAAUUAAUUGAUUCCAACAUAAUUAGACUGCAUUUUUUGUUGGUAAAGCAGGCAUGAGCGAACUUCUUAUCGACGUUUUUGAAGACAAUGACGAAGACUUUUAUGCAAUCUUAGGAUGUGACGAACUAUCAUCAAAAGAGCAGAUCAUUGCUGAGUACAGGGCCAGAGUUCUCCAUUGCCAUCCAGAUAAACACCCAGGUGAAGUUGACAAAGCUGCAGAGUUUGAAAGAAUACAAACCGCUAAAGAUGUUUUGACAGAUGAUGAGAAACGUCAGAAUUAUGACAAAUGGAGGCAUUCUGGAAUCUCCAUUCCAUUCAGCAAAUGGUGUAACAUGAGAGGGGCAGUGCACACUUCCAUGCACUGGGCCACGCCCAAGAAAGAGACCAUGCUUGAGGGUUCUUGUCACUUAGCAGAAAUGGAACAAACACAUUCACAUGUGAUCGACAGUAAAUGUGAAGACUUGAAUGAUGUGUUCACUGCAACAGAUAGAUACAGCAUGAAGACAGUACCCAGCACCCCAUGGCAACGUGAACCAGCUUCUGAGAUGUUGAGGAAGUUUAGAAACUACGAAAUAUAAAUGUAUAAAAAUGUCUGUUUAAUGUUGUGAAAGUUUGGAUAGAUUUAUAGUCUGGAAUGAAGAACUAACUUUCAAUUUAUUGUUCUUUAUUAGUCAAUUAACACAGAUAAAAGGCUCUGGUGUGUAGGAAUGUAAUAAACAAGACAAGCUUGUUUUGUUAACACUUUGAGUGCUGGAACCGAGUUUUGAAGGCCUUUGCAAACAGUUUGGAUCCAGAUGAGACGCCACAGAAUGUGGCGUCCAUCAGGAUCCAAACUGUUUGCUAUUCUGAUAGUAUUCUUUGAAAAAAAUCAAAGAAAAUGCUAAUUUAAAAAAUUCAGCAGACAACAUUUUAGCAGACGACAAAUUUCCCAGCAUGCAAAGGGUUAAAUAGCCUCGCUGUAAAUGACAAUGAAAUGUUUAUUGACUGAGUAGGUCAAAAUUAUUUUGAUUCAGAUUUUAUUUCAUAGGAAUUAAUGUAAUUUUUGCUACAACUAUAUUUUACAUGCUGUCAGUCAUUUUACAAGUAUUUUGCUUUUUGUUUGAAGAUAAAUGUCAGCAAGUAUCAUGUUAGAAUACAUUUUACUUUGGAUACUGGUAUAUCCUCGAUACAGUAUAUGUGCUUUCACAUUCCAUAUAGCAGUCUGUCUGUCCAUCUGGCAUUCUGUUUUCGGAUUUUGUUCUUAAAUGCUUAAUGAUAAUAAGAUAAUAAGCCUAAUUACUUGUGUGUGGGUGUACCUGCAGAUCAAGUUCGUUCCAUUACGAUAAAUUGACUUUUGACAAAGUUACAGGCCUUGGACCAAGAAAUUUUCUUUAAAAUAACACUUUUCCGGACAUUUUGCAGCAUGCUUUCAGAUACUUUCCUGAUUUUUGGUGUGUGAGUCUAUCUGCAUGGCUUUCAGAUCAAUGCUGAUUUUUGUACCGUAUGUGGAGUUUUGAGGCAGAAGUGGAAUGAGAGGGGCAUUUGUGCACUAUUGACACAUAUCUUGUUAAUAUAAAAUCAACUAAGAUAAAUAGUGAUAAUUAUGAUUUGUGUGUGUGCUUUUCAAUAGUUGUCUUUAACACUGUCACAUAUGUUGCACUUAAGCUACAUUUUGCAUUUUCAGAAGGGGCCCAUGGAUCUUAAUGAAAUGUUUAUAUGCAAAAGUUUAUAAAAUACAUAUUUUCAGAUGCAAUAAGAAUAUCCUAAAAGGUUCAAAAAGAAAUCACACAGUUGUUCUUUACAUGAUACAAAAAAUAGCAUGUUAAAACAUUAAGAGGGCCUAAUUUUGGAUAAUCAUCCAGUUGUAAAAACACAUGAAAUGUUACAGAUGAUGCACAUAAUAAGGUAGAAUUCAGAAUAAAUGCAACUGUUGGCAAAUUUAGAGAUUUUAAAUUAUGAAGACAAAUCUGUGCUAUUUUGUUUGCAAACUGUACAUUUAGUUGUAAUAUAUGAACACUAUAUAUGUAACAAGAGAGCCAUGAUGGCCCUUAAAUGCUCACCUGAGUGCAAGGUGCAUAAAUUGCCAAAAACUUGACCUGGUUACCUAGUUUUUGACCCAAUCUGACAAAGAUUGGAAAGCACUAGAUUUCAUCGUAAGAACAACCAUUCUGACAAUGUUUCAUUCAUAUUGAGUAGCUAAUUACUCUUUUAAAAAAAAUAAGGUUUAUCUAUGAUUUAACUUAUACUUUUUUUUGGCACACUUGGUCCAGAUUUGAGCUUUGCCUUGAUAUUUUCAAAGUUAACAUUCUGAUCAAGAUUUAGUAAAAAAAAUGGCUUCUAGAAUGGUAACAAAUUUUUCCUAAGAUUGGACCAAGUGAACUAUUAUUUACAAACACUAGAUUUUGGAUGUAAAUGACCCAGAUUCACAAAAUAGCCUAAGAUUGAGAAAAAAAACUGUGACCUCUAGAUUGAAAACAAGAAUAAGGUUAACCAUGCAUUUGACAAUAAACAUGGGUUGAUCAAAGUAGCUCGCCUUUAGCACUUUUUUCCUAGCUGAGCAAAGAUAAACAUAAAAAAUCCCAUUUCUUUCACUCUUAGUUUAUGUAAUACUUAGUUAAAAGCAAGUGUUUUUAAUAAAUUCUAGGACAUAAUGAAAAUGAUUGUCGCUGUAAUUUGUUUUGAACUGUUUCUUGUUUCAUUUUUAGAAGGAUAUUUGAUCUGUUCCUAAUAUAAUGUUGUGAUUUAUUGCUACAAAUAUGUUUAGUAAUUCUGAUAUAAACAAUUGUGUAUAUUGUAGGUUGUGUCCAUAUUGCACAAGUCAUACUGUAAAUUAUAAUCAUAAUAUUUUAUAUAGAAGUUGAUUGAUUAAAUAUAUUUAUUUUAAUUAUUUGCAUAGAAUAAGACACAUUUAUUUAUAUGCUUUUACUGUUUUGUUAAGAAAUGUUGUUACAUAAAAACAGAAAACAC
Dreissena polymorpha is the source of this 2981-nucleotide messenger RNA. Its product is annotated as dnaJ homolog subfamily C member 12-like. Gene Ontology annotation, cellular component: cytoplasm. The record is from RefSeq and is a predicted model, not a curated record. Bases 89 to 613 code for a protein of 174 amino acids. NCBI's taxonomy places the organism in Eukaryota, Metazoa, Mollusca, Bivalvia, Myida, Dreissenidae. The transcript has 5 exons.